Molecule: messenger RNA, 153 nt
Organism: Sclerotinia sclerotiorum 1980 UF-70
Lineage: Eukaryota; Fungi; Ascomycota; Leotiomycetes; Helotiales; Sclerotiniaceae
Exons: 2
Coding region: 1-153 (50 amino acids)
Source: RefSeq, a predicted model, not a curated record
AUGAUUGAGCAAGACAUCCGCUAUGGUUCUCUCAACUUCACCAAAUACAAUCAAGUAAACAAACGUCUUAAAGAGUUGUUUGUGGACAAAGAUUUGGAUAGAACCUGGUAUGAUUUUGAUGAUAAUAUGACACAGAGUGUUGGAGUAAAAUAG